Cannabis sativa is the source of this 915-nucleotide messenger RNA. Its product is annotated as protein FAR1-RELATED SEQUENCE 4-like. The record is from RefSeq and is a predicted model, not a curated record. The transcript has a single exon. Lineage: Eukaryota; Viridiplantae; Streptophyta; Magnoliopsida; Rosales; Cannabaceae. The coding region runs from base 1 to 915 and encodes 304 amino acids. Gene Ontology annotation, biological process: regulation of DNA-templated transcription.
AUGACGAAUGAGUACAAUAAGCCCCUCCUUGUUCUCAUUGGCGUCAACCACCAUUUCAACACAUGCAUCUUCGGAUUUGCUCUCCUCCUCCACGAGAAGCUUCCAUCAUAUUCUUGGCUACUUCAAAAAUUUCUAGAAUGCCAUGGAGAUAAGAAGCCAAGUGUUGUAGUUACUGACCAAGAUGCGGCCAUGAAACAGGCUAUCGUUGAACACAUGCCUGAUGUUACGCACCGUCUCUGCGCUUGGCAUCUCAAUACAAAUGCUUCGAAAAAGGUUAAAGAUCCGAUCUUCUUAAAAACAUUUAAGGAUCUCAUGUACAACUACUACGAGGAGGAAGAAUUUGAAGCAAGAUGGUUAGACGUCAUCCAAACCCAACAACUAACAGAUAAUGAAUGGUGUCAAACAACAUUCGAGUCAAGACAACAAUGGGCAGAAACGUAUUUAAGGGGUUCAUUCGUUGCAGGAAUGAGAACCACACAACGUUGCGAAUCCAUCAACUCCGCUCUAAAAAAAUUUUUAGAGAAGAAUUAUUGCUUGCGUGAAUUUGUAACAACCAUAGAUAUGACAGUCUCAAAGCUCAGACACAACGAGACUGCAAAUGACUUCAAAAGUAGAUGCACUCGACCUCACCCACCUAAUCCUACAUGCUUGACCACUUACUACAACCAAUGUCUUGAAUUCUACACAAGAACUAUGUACCACAAGGUUGCUGAGCAGCUUGAUUUAGAGAAUAACUAUUUUGUCCUAACUCGAGAGCAAGAAGGAGAGUGGCGAGAUAUUCACCAUUGGAAAGUUCCGGCAUCCAGGACGUCCAAUACCGAGUUCAUUACUGUGAAGGCCGACGAGCACUACCCUGUAGUUGCUUGCUCUAUGAAAGUCAAGGGUACCCUUGUAGACAUUUAUGGGCUACAAUGA